AUGAAUAAUCCAAUCAGAAAAACGUCAAACCACAAAAUUCUCAAUUUACUUUCAUUGACAUUUCUUCUGAUCUUUUUAUCCACCGUUGUUUCAUCUCAUUCACAAUCCACAAACCACAAAACGCAGCGUUUAACCGAAACCAAUAAAAUCACUGAGCUUGUGAUCGCCACCUUAAACCAAACCAUCUCAAACGUAAAUCUCUCUUCCUCCAACUUCUUAGACCUCCAAAAACGUCUCGGUCCAAAGCUAACCCACCGCGACCGCUGCGCGUUCGAAGACUGUCUCGGACUACUCGAUGACACCAUCUCUGACCUCAAAACCGCGAUCUCCAAGCUCCAAUCUUCCUCUCUUGGGUCUCACGACGUCAAUAUGUUGCUCAGUGACGCCAUGACGAACCAAGACACGUGUCUCGAUGGUUUCACGGCAAGUGACGAUGAGAAAAGUGAUGAUAGGACGUAUAGAUUGGCUGAGAGCUUGAAGGAGAGCAUCAUAAACAUCUCUAACAACCUCAGUAAUUCUCUGGAUAUGCUUCAGAAGAUUCGGGGAAAGGACUCUUCUACAGAAGCAUUAGAGGUUGACGCUGAGUUCCCGAGUUGGAUCUCAGAGAAUGACCAGAGACUCCUUCAGUCUCCGGUGGAAGAGACCGAUUUCAAUCUCUACGUGGCGAAAGAUGGUACCGGAAACUUCACAACCAUUAGUGAAGCCAUCUCCGCCGCUCCCAAGUUGAGCGAAACUAGGUUUAUGAUUUAUAUAAAAGAGGGGCUGUAUUUUGAGAACGUCGAAAUAUCGAAGAAGAAGACAAUGAUAAUGCUUGUUGGAGACGGUAUCGGAAAAACAAUCAUAAAAGGAAACCGCAGCCGUGUUGAUGGAUGGUCAACAUUUCAAUCUGCCACCGUAGGCGUGAAAGGUAACGGCUUCAUAGCUAAAGGCAUAUCAUUCGUGAAUUUUGCCGGACCUUCGAAACACCAAGCCGUGGCAUUUCGAAGCGGUUCUGAUCUCUCUGCUUUUUACCGUUGCGCGUUCGAAGGUUACCAAGACACUUUAUACGUCCAUUCAGCAAAACAAUUCUACCGAGAAUGUGACAUAUUUGGUACAAUCGAUUUCAUAUUCGGUAACGCGGCUGUUGUGUUCCAAAACUGUAGUCUUUAUGCUCGUAAACCAAACCCUCACCAGAAAAUCGUAUACACCGCUCAAGGCCGCAACCAGUCAGAACAACCUACAGGUAUCUCUAUGAUUAAUUGUAGCAUCUUGGCCGCAGAAGAUUUGAUCCCUGUAAAAGCAAGCUUCAAGGCUUUCUUAGGUCGACCAUGGAGACUAUUCUCUAGGACUCUUGUCAUGAAAUCGUUUAUUGAUGAUCUUAUCGAUCCUGCUGGAUGGUUGGAGUGGAAAGACGUUUUUGCUCUUGAUACAUUAUAUUAUGGAGAGUAUAUGAAUGAAGGGCCCGGUUCGAACAUGACAAACCGGGUCAAAUGGCUCGGUUUUCAGCAGAAUGUAACAGAAGUGGAAGCAGCCCAAUUCACAGUUGGUCCAUUUAUUGAUGGUAACACAUGGCUUAACUCAACUGGCAUCCCAUUUAAUCUCGGUUUGUGA
Molecule: messenger RNA, 1590 nt
Organism: Microthlaspi erraticum
Lineage: Eukaryota; Viridiplantae; Streptophyta; Magnoliopsida; Brassicales; Brassicaceae
Source: the annotation of a GenBank genome assembly